Notolabrus celidotus (New Zealand spotty) is the source of this 1530-nucleotide messenger RNA. It is a transcript of the gene tank, whose product is annotated as TRAF family member-associated NFKB activator. NCBI's taxonomy places the organism in Eukaryota, Metazoa, Chordata, Actinopteri, Labriformes, Labridae. Bases 228 to 1250 code for a protein of 340 amino acids. The transcript has 8 exons. The record is from RefSeq and is a predicted model, not a curated record. Gene Ontology annotation, biological process: canonical NF-kappaB signal transduction.
GCGGAAGUCUACAGAUCUGGGGGAUUCCCCGAGGGAAGUUCCCAACUCAACUAGGCUAUGUAAAACACACACUGCCAUAUCCUCUCCAGCGCCCCGUAACUUUGCAUCUGAAGAUCAGGCGACGACGCUGCGGUGGUGUCAAAACAAAAAAAAAAAGUCGUCUUCAACAGUAACUCGAAUGAAGGGCUCAUGUCUGCUGUGUCAGUGAUGUUUGUGGAGCACACGGCAUGGAAAGGAACAUCGGAGACCAGCUCAAUAAAGCUUUUGAAGCUUAUCGCCAGGUCUCCAUUGAAAAGGACAAUGCCAAAAAAGAGCUGCAGCAAAUGACUGAAUAUUACGAGCGAUACACUUUGAAGCUUCAGAAGCAGAUAGCAGACCAGCAGCAGUUGAUUUCAAAACUUGAAGCUAAGUUAUCAGCAACAAGUCAACCAUCAGGGGAGAUGAAAUGCGAGCCUUGCAACCAUCUUCUUGAUGGGGCCAGCGCUUAUAGGAAAACACAGUUCCCGGACAAUAUGGGUACUGUUGCUGUUUCACCUAAUAUUCCAGUCAACAGCAGCGUUGACUACAAGGACAUGCUGGGUGCAUUUGAAGCAAUCCAAGGGAAAUUCCGUCAGAUUCAGUUGCUGACCCGAAGACAAAAGGAUCACUUAAAAAGGUUCCAUGGAGGAAAUGAUAUGUCAAACGAUCAGCAGUUCUCCAUGCCCAUCCAGUGCACAGACCGCACAGCAGAGGCAGAGAGACCCUUCUCCACAGCUCUGAGGUCAGCAGUGGAUGUCCCGCUCCCGCCCACGUCUCUGGCGUCUCGCGGCGCCAGCCCCGAGGACAGAGACUUAGUAGACUCUCUCACCAAACUCAGCGUCAAAUUCCCGCCCUCUGCGGACAGUGAAUAUGACUUCCUGAACAGUGCACCGGAGAGAAACGCUGGUCUGACCGUGCACAUGAAGCGACUCCUCGGCGGCGUGCCCUCCACACUCACAGAGGAGGAGCCCGAAGAGCCGCCCAUGCCUUUUGUGUACCCUCCAUCCCCCUCCCACUCCACAUCAUCCUCGCUCUCUCAGGAGGGCGUGUGGGGACCCCAGCAGCCCCUCUGGAGCCCUGAGCUGAGCGAUGCAGCCGAAGUGUGGACAGAGCUGGCGCCGUCUCAAAGCAGUCCUGAUAAAUGUGCUUUCUGCCAUGCUGUGGUUCCUCAGGACCGAAUGAACAGCCACCUCUACUUGCAUUUUUCGCCUGAGAAUGAAGCCGAGGACUGACAUUGGAAGCAGAGACUGACGGGCGAAGGCCACAAGUACUCAUCACUGUAGUCAUGGUCUCGUCCCGCCUGCCACGAGUUACAUGCGCUGUACUGGAUUUUUUUUAAAAGACACUGCGAUAAGACUUGAAUCCAUUUAUUUAAUAUUGAAGAAUUGAAUGGUACACUUCUUUGCCCAUUAUAUUUUUCUAAUAUCGCGCUGAGGUUUUACUCUAGUACUGAGUGAAGAUGAUGAUUAAUAUGCUAUAUAUGAGCAAAUAAACCCGAAAUUUACUCUCUCA